CCCUCGGCUCUCCUCCUCCCCUCCUCGCGCACUUUUCCUUGCGCCUUCUUUUCUCCGCGGCCAUGGAAUCGCACCAGGCCAGUACCUCGGCCUCGCGCCUUUCCCGUACCGAUCAGCAGCUCCCGGGAGCCUGUCGUCACUGCAAUAAGCCUGGCCACCUGCCUCAUGAGUGCCGUAACCACAUCAAGCUGGCGGGCCGGACGUUUGGAGCCCCGGCGCCGGUUUUGGAUCCCCCAGCCCCCGUGCCGACGGGUCCCCCGGUGCGGCCAUCACGCACGACCGGCGAUGGCAAGGGCAAUGUCAGCGAUGACCGGGGGUCGCGCUCUUCGCGCUCAUCACGGUCGGAUGUCUCUCCACGGCGGUCGCGCCGGGCCAGCCGUUCGCCUGCCCGGUCAUCGCGGUCGUCGCGGUCCUCAAGGUCGUCGCGAUCUUCCCGCUCCUCACGGUCGUCUCGCUCCUCACGGUCGUCGCGCACGGGCCGUGGACGUCGGCGCUACGAUAGCGAGUCUGACUCCUCCGACUCAUAUGAUUCAUACGACUCGGCCUCAGACUCGUAUGACUCGGCCUCCUCCUCGGACGAGGAUGAUCGCCGUAGCCGCCGAAGCGAGAAGUCCUCUUCCUCUUCCUCGCGCCGUCGUCGUUCACGCUCGCGCUCGCGCUCGCGCUCGCGUCGCCGCUCCCGCUGAGAGAAGCACGCAGGGCAUGUUCCUGCCGUGCCCUGGCCGGCGGUCCCCUGCUGGGCGGGGAUCUCUCCAAAAAUACAACCACGUUUUCCCA
Fonticula alba is the source of this 777-nucleotide messenger RNA. RefSeq lists its product as hypothetical. The coding region runs from base 63 to 686 and encodes 207 amino acids. Lineage: Eukaryota; Rotosphaerida; Fonticulaceae. The record is from RefSeq and is a predicted model, not a curated record. The transcript has 3 exons. Gene Ontology annotation, molecular function: zinc ion binding; nucleic acid binding.